This is a messenger RNA of Plasmodium vivax (malaria parasite P. vivax), 852 nucleotides long. RefSeq lists its product as hypothetical. Bases 1 to 852 code for a protein of 283 amino acids. The record is from RefSeq and is a predicted model, not a curated record. NCBI's taxonomy places the organism in Eukaryota, Apicomplexa, Aconoidasida, Haemosporida, Plasmodiidae. The transcript has a single exon.
AUGCUCUUCGUGGAUCUACUCAACGGAGUGAACGUAAAUUACAAAAGGAAGGUGCCCAUAUGUAAAAGACCAACGAGAAGUGCAGAAUAUCUCUCCAAUCAACCCCUGCAUGCGAACCGAAACGUAGAACAGACCUCUUCAAAAAAUGGCGAGGCAUCCAUCACAAACCAUGAGGACGAAAAAGAUGAAAACAUUUUGCAGCAAUACAUUUACACCCUUUCCCACUUGACCAUCUUCGACGUGGAUAGGGAUAAAAGCACGCCCCUAAAUAUUGCCCUUCUUUUAAAGGCCUGUCUAGCAUCCCACAAUUACAUCAAAAAUGUGGAGAUCUUCACCUCCAACGUGAAGAACAAAGAAAUAUGCUCUUUCAUUUACGAAAGGAGAAACGACUUUGACGCCUUCUUCAAGCUGCAUGUAAUGAAGUACAUAGACUUUUUUGGAAAUCCCCAAAUCGUGGAAACGCUAAAAUCUUCCGUUGAUAAUAAGGAAAUGUAUCAGCGCGAAUUAGAAAUAUUUAAUCAAAUCGAUGGAGAAACGAAACUGAGGAAAGAUCUACUGGAAGACAUACUAUUUGAAUGUACGCGGCUGAACAAAAUUAUUCAAUACUCCCUUGCAGUUAAUAACUUUAAUUUAUUUUCCCCCACAGUUUUGCUCAAACUAUUUACGUACUUUAAACAUUAUGGGGUUUAUUACUCCAUAUUUUUGAAUAACAUUAAGAAGGUUAAAUAUUAUUACCAAACGAAGGACAUACGGGAGGAAGACAAAAGGAAGAUUGAAAAAAUUGUCGACCAUUAUUUGCUCACUUUGGAUCGGUUCAACCAUAUGUAUGAGGCUGGUCAUGUGACGCUGUAA